GUCUGUGACCACUCCUUUCAGCUAAUUCGAAAACGGUCUGGAACCAUUUUUGGAUCUUACCAUUUCCAUUCUUCAACCAAGGAAACCCGGAGAGAAAAAGAAUUAGUCCCCUCGCUCGAUCAGUUUAAGGGUAUAUCUCAUUCACCAUGCAUGCCAAGAGUGUUCUCGUCGCCCUUCUCGGCGUCACGGCCAUCACUGAGGCCACCGCCAUCAGCCGCCCGUACGACCAGAUUAUGAACCGAAGAGCCGUUCGAGCUCUCAACACUCGACAGUUUGGCAAGGGUCAAGGUCAGGGACAGGCUCAGGGUCAAAACGCUCAGAAUGGUCAGAAUGCAGGUCAAAACGCUGGUCAGAAUGCGCAAAACAACGCCCAAAACGGGCAGAAUGCCGCUCAGAAUGCGCAGAACGCGAAGGCGAACGGCCAGAACAACGGCCAGAAUGCCAAUGCCAAUGCCAACAACGGCCAGAACAACAACAACAACAAUGGCAACAACAACGCCCAGGCCUCGUUGACGUUGGACGCCAAUGCCGUUCAGACUGGCUCGCAGCAGGACGGUAACCCGGAUGCCGCCGAAGGGGAGGCGGCAUCGGACACCGACAACGCCAACUUCAUCAACUUCUGUUCCGGUCAGACCCUGACCAACGGUCUCCAACAGAAGCAGGGCUCUUGUAACGGUAUUGUCAUGGGUAAAAUCCCUGCGCAGACCAACAUGGUCUCCAGUAUCUUGAUUAACCCUCAGCACAACGACAACAUCGCCGCGAACCAAGACUUCAACAUCCAGGUCCAAGUCGACAACUUCCAGGCCGGUACCUUCACUAACGCUGACAACACCUACUACUCGGCGCCCCAGAACCUCAACCAACAAGGAAACAUCAUUGGUCACACUCACGUUACUGUUCAGGACUUGGGUAACUCGUUGAACCCUACUCAACCCCUCGACGCUACCCAAUUCGUCUUCUUCAAGGGUAUUAACGACGCGGGUAACGGCAAGGGUCUUCUGUCGGCUACUGUCACUGGUGGUCUUCCCGCUGGAAACUACCGUGUCUGCACUAUGUUCUCUUCCGCUAACCACCAGCCUGUGCUCAUGCCUGUGGCUCAGCGUGGUGCUCAGGAUGACUGCAACAAGUUCACUGUUGGUGGUAAUGGUAACAACAACGCCAACGCUGGAAACAACGCGAAUGCCGGAAACAACGCCAAUGCUGGUAACAACGCGAACGCUGGCAACAAUGCCAACGGCGGUGCUAAGGCGAAUGCGGGUGCAAACGCAGGCAAGGGACAAAAUGGCAAAGGCCAAAGUAAUUCAACGAAUACAACAACUACAAGUUCUGGCGGUAAUGCUAACACCAGUACCCAACAGACUAAGAACCUUGGCGGCGCAGCUCCAGCUGUGACAAACUCUGGAGAUGCUAGUCGGCCGUUUGCUGUCAACGGGAACACGUUUGUGAACGAGGCGGCUGCAAAGCAGAGAUCCUGCGAUAUCCAAAACAAUGCUUGUAGCGACGCAGCAAAUGCUGGUGCUAGUUUCACACUUUCCGACUGCCAAGCGCAACAGCAAGCCUGCUUAGCGGCGGCGUAGUUGUGAUCUGGGGGAAGGGAACGACAUGAAACGGCAUCCCGGC
Messenger RNA from Annulohypoxylon truncatum, 1620 nucleotides. RefSeq lists its product as uncharacterized. Lineage: Eukaryota; Fungi; Ascomycota; Sordariomycetes; Xylariales; Hypoxylaceae. Bases 147 to 1577 code for a protein of 476 amino acids. The record is from RefSeq and is a predicted model, not a curated record. The transcript is spliced from 5 exons.